Caenorhabditis angaria is the source of this 6231-nucleotide messenger RNA. The record is from the annotation of a GenBank genome assembly. NCBI's taxonomy places the organism in Eukaryota, Metazoa, Nematoda, Chromadorea, Rhabditida, Rhabditidae.
AUGGAAAAAUCUAGGCAGAUAUUGGUGGGUUUUUUGCUGAAAAUCUGAAAAUUCUAGCCUUAAAAAUCUCGCUGAAAUUCCAGAAUUUUGCCACGUUGCUCAUACCGAUUUUAUUGAUUUUUCUCAUUCGCCAAUUGCCCGAGAAGCCCAAAGAGAAGCUGUUGAAGGAGAAACAAUGUUAUGAGAGUUGUCGGUGAGUUUUGUUUUUUUUGGGGCCCAAAAAUCCACGUGGCAUGAUUUUCGGCGCGAAAUUUGGAGCAUUUUGAGACCGAAUAUGACUGGGGUGGGAAUUUUUGACGAGAAGUUAGAGACGCAGAGAAGCUAGACAACUAGAGAGCAUAAGAUUGUCAGAGACGCAGAGAAGCUAGAUAGCUAGAGAGCAUGAGGAAGUUAGAGAUGCAGAGAAACAAGAGGGUUAGAGAGUAUACGGAGGUUAGAGACGCAGAGAAGCUACGCAACUAGAUAGAUGUGUAGAGAUCAUAGAAAGUGAGAGUAUGAGGAAGUUAGAGACGCAGAGAAGAUGGACGGCUAGACAGCAAAUAAGAGUGCCAGAAACGCAGAGGGAAAUACACUCGCUCCGCUCGAGCCGCUUACGCGGAAGAUUCCGGGGCGCUUCGCGCAAGCUUCCGGUUUGCACUACUUGAUGACGUGGCACAAUUUUUGGAGCCAAAAAAAUCAUACCAUAUUUUUUUUUCCUGGAACCCGAAUUUUUUAUCGGUGUCAGACACCGAUUCAAAAAUGCAUUUUUCUCGGAAAAAUUUCGGGCUGAUUUGACCUGAACCUGAAUGCUGACGAUUGCACAAAAAUGAAAAAUUGUGCACUGAAUUUUGCUACAGGGUUAGAGACGCAGAGGGAGAUACACUCGCUCCGCUCGAGCCGCUUGCGCGGAAGCUUGCGGUCUACACUCGCGCCAAAGGCGCUCGCCUAGGCCUGGCCGCUACGCGGAAAAUUCCGGGCCGCUUCGCGGAAGCUUGCGGUCUGCACAAUUUUUUUAUGGGUGCUCCCGCUCCUGUUUCUCUUUCUGAGUGAUAACAAAAUGUGUAGUUUACCCCAACAAAAAAUGGCCAAAAUUAAAUUUUGAACAUUGCUCGAGAAAAGACCAGAGACAACUUUUUAUCAACAUUUUUUUCGCGGGGAAAAAAAGUGAAAUUAAUUCAAUUUUUGAGCACCGAAAGUUUUUGGGGGGAGCGACAAAAAUUAAUUUAAAAAAAAUAUAUAUAUAAUCUGAGCAAUCUCGCGCGAAGCGCCGCGGAAUCUUCCGCGUAAGCGGCUCGAGCGGAGCGAGUGUAUUUCCCUCUGCGUCUCUAACUGUCUAGCCUCUCUGGGUCUCUGACUUCUUCUAGCUGUCUAGCGUCUCUAACCCUGUAGCAAAUUAUGCCAUUCAGUAUCUCUAGCCAUCUAGAUUCUCUGCAUCUCUAGCCCAACAGAAUAUUUGCAGCCUCCGCGUAGUCGAAUCCAUCCCCACCAACAUCUCGUUCGGCAAUUCGCCACUUCCAAUGUCAACAUUCCGCGCCUGGAAUUCGCUGAUCUCAAAUGCCAAAUCCGAACUCUUCAUCGCCGCCUACAAAUCGUCACUUCAGGGAAAACAUGUGUUAGGCGAACUCGACAAAUUCUAUUCGGUGGAAGGCGAUCGAAUCUAUGAGAAUCUGAAGAAUGUCGGAAAAUCCAUAGAUGUGAGGAUUGUCGAGAAUUAUCCGCCCAAAGAUAAGGGAGAUAAUGCGGAUGGUGUGAUUUUGCAGGUGAGAGAGAGUCCAGACAGUUAGAGAACACGAGAAAGUUAGAGACUAGAGAGCUAGAGACGUAGAGGGAGGUACACUCCCUCCGCUCGAGCCGCUUACGCGGAAGCUUGCGGACUACACUCGCGCCACAGGCGCUCGACAGAAACAUCUACAGUACUCCUAGAAUUUUUAAAGGUUCAUACAGUAAUCUAUCAAAAUUUGGUGAAAAAUUCGAGUUCAGACAAAAAAUUGCGAUUUUUAAAGGUUCAUACAGUAAUUUAUAUGAAAAAUGUGAUUUUUAGUGGGAAAAUACAGUAAUCCUUAUUUAAAGGAACAUCUACAUUUCUAUAGAAUUGGAAAAUUCGGCGGGAAAACUUUGAAUUUUGCGCCUCGAAAAAUUGAGCGGGAAAUUUAAAUUUUUGAAUUUUGCGCCUCGGAAAAUUCGAGCGGGAAGUUUCAUUUUUUGAAUUUCGCGAUUUUGAAAAUUGAGCGGGAAAUUUGAAUUUUUGAAUUUCGCGCCUCGGAAAAUUCGAGCGGGAAAUUUGAAUUUUUGAAUUUCGCGCUUCGGAAAAUUCGAGCGGGAAAUUUGAAUUUUUGAAUUUCCCUCCACAAAAAAUUCGAGCGAAAAAUUUGAAUUUUUGAAUUUCGCGCCUAGGAAAAUUCGAGCGGGAAAUUUGAAUUUUCAAAUUUCCCUCCAAAAAAAAAAAUUGAGCGGGAAAUUUGAAUUUUUAAAGGAACACCAAAAGCUAAUAGUCACUCUAGCGUAUCCGAACAAACACUUCAGAACUCGAAAUAAUCAAUGUCAAUUUACAAAUGUUCGCAAAAAGUAAAAAAAAAUUUGAAAAAAUGGUGAAGUUUGCGCCAAAAUAAAAAAAUGGGAAAAAAACCGUUUGAAUUCCCUCCUCAGAGGACUCAGAGCGAAAUGUGCAAACACCGUCACGGCAGAAUGCACACAAAAAAAAUAUUUUUUUUAUUUUUUUGUUUUUUCGGGAGUUUUCGCUUGUUUUUCACUUUUCAACGAUGAAUUCAUAUAUUUUUCAGUAAAUUGAUGUUGGCAAUUCUUCUCCCAACUGUCUCGAUCAUGUUUUUGACGGAGGAAUGCGGAAUUUCGUCGAUUUUCAGCCAAAGAGUGAGUAUUUUGAGAAAUUACAGAUUAUUCUCAUAAAUCACUGUUUUCCAGGCUCAUCAAUGUGAAACAUGAAUAAAAACUGCUGAAAAAUCAAAGAAAACCGUAGAAGUAGAAGAAAGACUCUGUGAAUAGUCAUGAAUCGAGGCGAAUUGGAGAGAUUCGAUGGAUUUUCAUGAUUUCAAGUCAGUUGCGACCGGAAGUCGUCAUUUUUGCCAUCCAAACUCAUCCAAAGCACUUCUUCGUCGAUAAUUCUGCUCAUCAAUGUUCAUAUCACAAUAAUUGUAUACAUUUACUCUUUUAAAAGCUGUUUUCUGUCAUUUUUCAAUAAAAUUUGAUGAAAACCGGUUUAUUUGUUAUAAAAAACGAAUUUAUCAGAACUCCGACCAUUCAAAAACAACUGUAGGCGCUCGAAGUUCGUGGAUGUCAUAUUUAUUUUGAAUAUCAUCAGGUUGUGUUGGAGAAACGAUCAAAAUCCGCGAUUGCAGGUUGAAAACGCAGAUUCCUACCAAAUUUACUUAUUUCGCCACAAAUGUUCUUCCAAUCUGCAAUCAAUAAGUUUUGUUGAUAACUAGAAUAUCGAAUUUACUACUUAAAAUCGUAGUUUACUAUGAGAAACAAAGAAAAAACGCGAAAAACGCGAAAAAUAUUUUUCGAAAACAAAAAAACAAAAAAAGAAAACAACGACAUUCCGCUCGCCUGGUGUUUAGCGUAAAAGGCGUGGCAAUUUGAUUUCGAGUUUUUUCAUUUUUCCACAGAAAAAUAUUUUUUCCUCUAAAAGUUCAGAAGAAUUUUUUCAUCGAAAAGUGAGUAUAGGGAAUGAAAGUAGGAGUAUUGAAGUGUCUGUUUUGGUAUGCGCGGCUUCACCUAGCGAUGUUGACCUUUUAGUUUUUGGUGUUCCUUUAAAAAUUUCCAAUUUUCAAAAACUCUGCGUCUCUGACACCUAUAUGCCUAUAUGUGGAAAAAUGUUGAAUUUCAGAAUUUCGGCGCCGUCUCGCGUAAAUCAAUCGAUAUCGAAAAUAUUAUGGGACGCGGAAAAAUGCACUCGAAAUUCCUCGUGGCCGAUAAAAAAUCCUUCUAUUUGGGAAGUGCAAAUCUGGAUUGGCGAAGUCUGAAUCAAAAAAUGGAAUUGGGAGUUUUGGUGGAGAAUUGCGAGUGUUUGGGUGAGGAUAUGCACAACAUUUUCGAUAUUCUAUGGGAUCUCAAAGAUCGAAGCAUCGAGAAGAAUCGCGGAAUCACGCGGAAAGCCGCAUUCAACCGCGAGCGACCGUUGCGAAUUCGAAUUCAGGACGAAGAUGCGCAAGUAUAUAUUGCCACGUCACCCAGGGAAUUGAAUAAUCCACGUAGGACGUGGGAUUUGGAGGCGAUUGUUGGCGAAAUUGAUGGAGCACAAGAGUUUUUGGAUAUUCAUGUUAUGGACUAUUUUCCGCUGUUUAUUUAUCGAUCGCCGAGAGUGUGGGUUGAUUUUUGAUUUUGGACAAAAUUUGCGAUUUUUUGAGACUAAAUAUGACUAGCUUUGAGAGAGUUGGGGGAGGUUAGAGACGCAGAGGGAGCUAUACCGCUAGAGAGCACGAGGAAGUUAGAGACGCAGAGAGAGCUAUACCGCUAGAAAGCACGAGGAAGUUAGAGACGCAGAGGGAGCUAUACCGCUAGAGAGCACGAGGAAGUUAGAGACGCAGAGGGAGAUACACUCGCUUCGCUCGAGCCGCUACGCGGAAGAUUCCGGGGCGCUUCGCGCAGGCUAGCUAGAGAGCAUAGGGUUUGGAGAGAGUGCAGAGAAACUAGACAGCUAGAGAGCAUAGGAUUUUGUAGAGACCCAGAGAGGCUAGACGGGUAGAGAGAAUAGAAAAGUUAGAGACGCAGAGAGGCUAGACGGCUAGAGAGCAUGAGAGAGACGUAGAGGGAUAUAGACGCAGAGAAGCUAGGCAGCUAGAGAACACGAGGAAGUUAGAGACGCAGAGGGAGAUACACUCGCUUCGCUCGGGCCGCUACGCGGGAGAUUCCGGGGCGCUUCGCGCAGGCUAGCUAGAGAGCAUAGGGUUUGGAGAGAGUGCAGAGAAACUAGACAGCUAGAGAGCAUAGGAUUUUGUAGAGACCCAGAGAGGCUAGACGGGUAGAGAGAAUAGAGAUGGUCAGAGACGCAGAGCGAGCUAGACAGCUAGAGAACACAGGGGCUAUAGAGACGCAGAGGGAAAUACACUCGCUCCGCUCGAGCCGCUUGCGCGGAAGAUACCGCAACCUUUCCGCACCCAAAAUCUCCCAUUUCAGUCAUUUCGCCCACAUCGAUGACGCAAUUCGCCGCGCGAUUGUCCGCGGCGUCAAAAUCCGCCUCCUCGCCGCCGCCUUACACUAUCCGGACAUUGGAACGCGGUUUUUGAGAAGUCUGGAGAGUUUGAACGAUAUUCAUGCGAAUGCUACGAUGCAAGUGGUGAGUUUUGACACGAAAAUAGGCCACGCCCCUUUUUGCAAGUCUGGCACACUUUUUUCGGGGCUUCUUUUUUUGAUACCAAAUAAGCCACACCCAUAAAAUUGUGCGUUGCAGACGAAAUUUGAAAAUUCAAACUUCCCGCCUUGAAUUUUUAGCGCGAAAUUUGAAAAUUCAAAUUUUCCGCCUUGAAAUUUUAGCGAGAAAUUUGAAAAUUCAAAUUUUUCAGUAUAUGUUUUGAGGCGGGAAAUUCAAAAAUUCAAAUUUCCCGCUCGAAUUUUCAAGGCGCGAAAUUUGAAAAUUCAAAAUUUUCAGUGUUUUUUGGAAGCGGAAAAUUUGAAAAUUUUGAAAAUUCAAAUUUCCCGCUCGAAUUUUCAAGGCGCGAAAUUUGAUAAUUCAAAUUUUCCGCUCGAAUUUUCAAGGCGCGAAUUUUAAAAAUUCAAUUUUUUCAGUGUUUUUUUGAGGCGGGGAAUUCAAAAAUUCAAAUUUUUCAGUGUUUUUUUUUUGAGGCGGGAAAUUCAAAAAUUCAAAUUUUCCCCCGCAAAUUUGAUAUCAAAACCCCCCAAAUCACCCGCCAAAUUCAAAUUUCCCUUCAGAAAAUCUUCAAAGUGCCCACCUCUGCCGAAAACAUUGUGAUAAAUCGCGAACGUCGAACCCACAACAAAUUCAUGGUGACCGAAAACGCGGUGAUAAUUGGCACCUCAAAUUGGUCGGGUGACUAUUUUAUGGGCGGAACAACGGGUGCCGCUAUAAUUAUUCGACAAACUGGAACACGUCAACCUUUUAUUCGAGAGAUGCGCGAGAUUUUUGAAAGAGAUUGGGAUAGUGAAUAUGCUCAUCAAUUGGAUUUGUAUUAUGAGAAAUGUGUUUUGGGCAAAGAUUUUGGAGCUGGUGAUGAUUUUUGUGAGGGAAAAAAAGAUCCACGACUUUUUGCCAACAAGGAACAGGUUUUGGAUGAAUAA